GUUUGUAUUUGGUGAAUGAAGAGUGGAAAAUGAGACUCUAAACCAAACAUUUUGCCACACAUUAAGGCAUCAUUGUUCAUAACCACUCAACCAAACACUUUGAUUUAGUAAUACUAAUACUAAGUUUUCGUUGACUCUCCACAAGCUCAGGCAGAAGAACAAACACCUUCUUCUGUCUGUUACUCGUUAGUUUUUCACAUCCUUCUGUACAUCUCAACUAAACUAACAAUUCUCUCUCUUCCUGUGUGUGUGAGCGAUAGAUAAAUUAGCAUUAACAAGGGACAUGGUUGGACCUGCGAGGCCUCAAUUUGUUCUCUUUGGAUCCUCCAUCGUGCAACUUAGUUUCAGCCAUGGAGGUUGGGGUACCAUUCUUUCUGACAUUUACUCUCGCAAGGCAGACAUAAUAUUGCGAGGAUACUAUGGAUGGAACUCACGGCGUGCCCUCCAGGUCCUUGAUCAAGUUUUUCCUAAGGAUGCUGCUACACAGCCUUCUCUGGUGAUAGUUUAUUUUGGAGGUAAUGAUUCCAUGGGUCCUCACUCGUCUGGUCUCGGCCCUCACGUGCCUCUUCAUGAAUAUAUAGAGAACAUGAGAAAGAUUUUGAUUCAUCUUCAGGGUCUUUCUGAAAGCGUGCGUAUCCUUGUUCUCAGUUGUCCUCCUGUCAAUGAGGAAAUAGUGCGUGGAAACACUAGUGGAAUUUUUAGUGAGCUGGUAAGAACAAAUGAAUUAUGUCAAAGCUACUCAGAAGCUUGUAUAAAGCUAUGCAAGGAACUGGAUGUCAAAGUUGUGGAUCUUUUUACUGCACUACAGAAGAGAGAUGACUGGAUGAAUGCUUGUUUUACUGAUGGUAUCCAUUUAGCAGCUGAAGGAAGCAAAAUUGUGGUGAAGGAGAUACUGAGAGUGCUUAAAGAGGCUGACUGGGAGCCAUGCCUCCACUGGAAGUCCAUGCCUACUGAAUUUUCAGAAGACUCACCAUAUGAUCUUGUUGCUGCUGAUGGCAAAACUACUUUGAAUCCUUCUGAGUGGACUUAUUAUAGGGAGGUUCAAUGGGACUAAGUUGUUAUGCCAUCAACUUUUAUCAUUUGCUUUGGCCUCCAUUCAGGAGCCAACCUUUUCUGCCACAUCCCACAGGAUUUAGUUAGCAGUUUUAUUUUUACUUUUUGCUUAGACAUAUUUAUUGCUUAGUCUUUCUCAUUCAUAAAGCAUGUUAUUUUAUAAUUCAACUGAAAAUGAGCUCAAUAUAAUUGAUCCUUACUUUCUUAG
Messenger RNA from Abrus precatorius (Indian licorice), 1261 nucleotides. RefSeq names its product GDSL esterase/lipase CPRD49-like. The coding region runs from base 284 to 1054 and encodes 256 amino acids. The transcript has 6 exons. The record is from RefSeq and is a predicted model, not a curated record. Lineage: Eukaryota; Viridiplantae; Streptophyta; Magnoliopsida; Fabales; Fabaceae.